AUGACAAAGAAUGGUCAUAUUCUGAUAAACGGUAGGGUGAGUGGUGACAGGCCCACCAACUGGACGUUCUUGGGUCAUACGGGGACCACUGUGAUUGAUCUGGUUUUUGUCAAGGCGUCUCACAUUCAUUUAGUUUCUGAUCUGCAGAAACUCAAGUGCAACAAGGCCUCUGGACCUGAUCUUAUCACGAAUGAAUUCUAUAAGGCUCUACCCUUCGCUGGUAAACUAAUAAUGCUGAAUUUAUUCAACACUGUAAUAAGAAAAGGGGUUCUUCAGGGCGAAACUCUGAGUGCCCUCCUAUUUAUCCUCUACAUCUCAGAUUUUGAAAAGUUUCUCGGAGACAGAAAUUUGUAUGGAUUAAAUAUCGAUGGAAUUACUGAUAUCCUGAUGUUACAUUAUGCAGAUGACACGGUCAUUCUUGUUGACUCCCACAUUAAGUUGGAAAGAGUUCUCAAGAUUCUUGCUGAAUAUUGCGAUCUAAAUGGCCUCUCUGUGAAUGUUUCUAAGACGAAAAUCAUGGUGUUUAAAAAGUCUGGGAGAACAAGGAAACUAGACUCUAGACUCAGACUGUAUAAAGAUUCUGAACUUGAGGAGGCUAAGAUCUACAUGUAUCUGGGAAUUCCCGUGAAUCGUAACGCUCUUGGCAAUGAAGCUGCCCGUCACGCCAUUUCAAAAGCUAAAAUUGCUACUAGUGUUUCGUUGAAAGGUCUUUAUAGCCUUGGUGUUAGCUCUUGGUCAACUUACGUGACGCUUUAUAAUGCGUUGGUUUCUUCUACGCUCUUUUAUGCAAUUCCUGCCUGGGGUCUCCUUCAUAGUGGAGAUCUGGAGAAGGCUCAG
Molecule: messenger RNA, 837 nt
Organism: Diachasma alloeum
Lineage: Eukaryota; Metazoa; Arthropoda; Insecta; Hymenoptera; Braconidae
Exons: 3
Source: RefSeq, a predicted model, not a curated record